Molecule: messenger RNA, 1917 nt
Organism: Dermacentor andersoni
Lineage: Eukaryota; Metazoa; Arthropoda; Arachnida; Ixodida; Ixodidae
Source: RefSeq, a predicted model, not a curated record
AUGAAGUCCAGUAAGGCGGAAGACUUGAUGUCCACGACCACGACCUCGUACGAGACGGCUCCGAGCGUGCCGGUACGGAAAAAGGACACGAAACGCGAGAAGAGCGACGACCAAGACAACCAAAUUGCUGCGGUGAUGGAGCUCAUCCACUCCAUCGAAGCCGAUGACGACGCACGCUGGAGCCAACACGGUCAGAAGUCCGCGAUGGACGACUCCGCGAAAAGGCCGCCUCAACAUCCGGUAGCCCAGCCUCUGCAAGGCUCCGGGACAGCACCGGCUCGCGCGGAUGCCCUCCCACGAAUCCUGCACGCCGACAAGUCCGAGAAAGCGGCGCCCAAGGAAUCCAGCUCGAAAUCGGCAGCCAAGGAAGGCGCAAAGCCUCCAAGCCUGAGCGAGCACGCGUAUCCGCCGGCCACAUCGAAGGAAGACGCCCCGAAAGGAGAUAAACCCAAGGCUUCUGCGGACGCCAAAGGAGCCCACUCGAAAAGCGACGCAGUUGCCGGAACCUCAGCACCGCCCCCGACAGACGGCGUGGCAGUCCAUGACGCCAAAGUUCCCGACAUUCCUAAGGCUCAGGACAAGGGAGAAGCCAAGGACAAGUCCCAAGACGUUAAGCCACCCGACGGUUCGAAGACUGAGGACAAGGGAGAAGCCAAGGAGAAAGAAGUAGAGAGCAGCAAGGAGCCCGUUGUGUCAUCCCUGCCGGUUCAGCCGCAGGCAGGCAAUGAGGUCCCAGAACCACCGAAAGAUGUAGGAACCGCCAAGCGUAAACGGCCUUCCAAGUUCUGCUGCGGGAUGAUCAUGGUGCUCCUAGUCUUGUUCGCGGUGGCGCUGACCCUGGCCACAGCCACCUUGGGUUAUGUGGAGCGCUUCAAUGACCGCGAUCAUCCCGUCCUCAAGGGCGUGUUCGGCACCGUGCGAGGCGCUCGCCACGUGCUCACCGACCAGGGGCGCGAGCUUCCCGUGUUCGCCUUCCUGGGGAUCCCGUUCGCCAAGCCUCCGCUGCGGGAACGGCGAUUCCGGCCGCCCGUGCCGUUGGACGAGGAGGAAGACGUGAAGCGGAACACGCUAGACAGGCAAGCGAAGCGUCCACCAUGCCCGCAGCAGGACUUUUACCUCGGCAAGCAGAACGUCAGCACCACCAACGCCAGUGAGGAUUGCCUGCACCUGAACAUCUGGACGCCACCGUGGGAGUGCGAGCCGGAGAAGGAGCGAGCUGAGUGCAAGCUGCGAACCGUGCUCUUCUUUCUCUACGGGGCCGCCUUCCAGAACGGCGCGAACAGCUUCGAGCUGUACGACGGCCAGUACCUCUCUGCCCUGGGCGACCUGGUUGUGGUGGUUCCGAACUACCGGGUCGGGGCACUGGGCUUCCUCAGCGGCCCGUCUGCCGGCGCGCUCCCGGGCAACGUUGGCCUCUACGACCAGCGGCUGGCACUGUCGUGGACGCUGAGAAACAUCGAGAUCUUCGGCGGCAACGCCUCUCGCCUGGUGCUGGCGGGCCACGACGCCGGCGCGGCGUCCCUGGGUUACCACCUGUUCUACGGGGACGCCGAUCUUUUCACGCGCAACGUGGCCCGUUACAUACUGCAGGGCGGAGGACCCUUCAGCAGGUACAAGAACGACGGGCUGGAAGGCGCCCACCUCCUGGCGACCAACCUGCAGUGCGGCAACGACCUGUCGGCCUCCGUGACGUUGCGUUGCCUGCAGAACUCCAACGUGGACGCCGUGGCGCGGAGCCCUCUGGCGCCCAGAUUCGUGCCGCUACUCAACCGGACGCCGGUCUCGCAUCCGCAGCCGCGUCGAAAGGCGUCGGAUCGCGGCGAAAAACGCAAGGUGCCGCGCGUGUACCGCGCUCUCUUAAGGCUCACCCAAGCUCUGGGCCUAAUUUGUGCCUUUAGAAUCGACGCGAACAGCUAA